Messenger RNA from Alosa sapidissima (American shad), 1332 nucleotides. Its product is annotated as AP-3 complex subunit sigma-1. Gene Ontology annotation, cellular component: intracellular membrane-bounded organelle; AP-3 adaptor complex; membrane coat. The coding region runs from base 160 to 738 and encodes 192 amino acids. Gene Ontology annotation, biological process: Golgi to vacuole transport; intracellular protein transport. The record is from RefSeq and is a predicted model, not a curated record. The transcript is spliced from 7 exons. NCBI's taxonomy places the organism in Eukaryota, Metazoa, Chordata, Actinopteri, Clupeiformes, Clupeidae.
GACAUCUGUCUUCUCUAGUGUCUUGACGCAUGCAUUGACAUGCAAUUGAGUUGUAAUUUGACACAGCUUUCCAGUCAGGUAGACUGGAAUCAGGAGGUGUAAAGGUGUCUAAAUUACAGUAGUUUGUAUCUACGUUGAUUGAGCUGUAUUGUUUUGAAAAUGAUAAAAGCAAUAUUAAUUUUCAACAAUCAUGGAAAACCGAGACUGUCGAAAUUCUAUGAGCACUAUAGUGAAGAUACAGAACAGCAGAUCAUCAGAGAGACGUUUCACUUAGUAUCAAAACGAGAUGAGAAUGUCUGCAAUUUCCUGGAGGGGGGAAUCUUAAUAGGGGGCUCUGACAACAAGCUCAUCUAUAGGCACUAUGCCACUUUAUACUUUGUCUUCUGCGUGGAUUCAUCGGAAAGUGAACUUGGGAUACUCGAUUUAAUACAGGUUUUUGUGGAAACCCUGGACAAAUGCUUUGAGAAUGUCUGUGAGCUUGACUUGAUUUUCCAUGUUGAUAAGGUACACUACAUUCUGGGGGAGAUGGUGAUGGGAGGAAUGGUGCUAGAGACCAACAUGAAUGAGAUCAUCACACAGGUGGAUUCCCAGAACAAGAUGGAGAAGUCAGAGUAUCCGGCCACAGCCCAGGGAUUCAUCCCAACUUGGCUCCUGUUCAAAGCUGGCCAGCCUGAUGCUCAGAAAGUCUCUGUGCUGCUGGUAUUGCUGGAGCCCCUGCUCGUGCUGUAUCAGCAGUGAAGAACAUGAAUCUUCCUGAAAUGCCCAAGAACAUCAAUAUUGGAGACAUUAGCAUUAAAGUGCCAAAUCUGCCCUCUUUCAAAUAGCAAAACCUGAGAGACUGUGGCAUACAUGCGCUCCAAAGGAUGUUUACUAUGGUGUGUUUACCAAAAUGAAGCAAAUAUCAUAUUACAUCAAAGACAAUGAAGGUACUGAAUAAGUGUGUUGUUCUUUCAUGUAUAUUUUGAAUGUCACCUUCUGAUAUAACUUUUUUCAUGUGUUUGUUGUUGCAUUUAUCAGUUUGCCUCCUUCAAAACAUGACCUCCAGUGUUCCUUUAUAAAUAUGCCUUUGCCCUUAAGUAUUGGCUGCUACAGUAUUUAAAAAAUAAAUCAUAUUGUUCUGUUUCUUUGUACAACAGAUGACUCAAACAUGCGUAAAUACUGUAUAUAUCAAAUUAUGCUAUUUGCUUCAGUUGUAGUAUGUACUGAAGUAUUUUAAAUUAUCUUUUCAUAUAAAACUACAAGUGGACUUUGUUUUUAAUGUGUGACUGUAAGGGGCUUAUAUUUCCCCCCGCUCUGUAACACAAUAAAAUAUUUAAUCAUUGUAUGACUUGA